UAUCCAAUUACUUCAGGAAACUAAUUUUUGACGUUUCAAGCUUAAACGAUCUCCCAAGUCGUUGAGACUAAAAUUUAACGUUGCAGGAUUUGUCAAAGCUGCAAUAUGAAGCUGUCGGCUUUCUAUGACUUGGGCUGGUAGCUCGACUAGUUUUGAUAAAAAAAAUAAUCAAUAACCCAGUAGUGUUGUACAAAAUAGAAUUAAUUUGAAUAUAACAAUUCAAGAGUGAAGACGAAUCGUAAAAUAUCAUCCCUUCCCCAAACCAACCCGCUUAAAAAAAACCCCACAAACCUGAAUGCCUUAAAAUUAGGCAAACAUCAUAUUUUAAAAAUUACAAGGUGAAAUAUUUACAAGAUUUCUUUCCACUUGUUAUAAAGGAGUAAUUAAAUGUUAAAAUAUAAAUUAAUACCUAUGGAGAAAACCAAUUUAGUCCUAUAAAUUAUAGAAGUAUUUACAUUUUUUGUCAUCCUUUAGAAUGGUGAAUGAAGUCUAGCACAGAUGCUGUGUUUUUUGCCAGCACGUAUUACGAUUAGUGUAUAUUUUUUUACUGUAUAUAGUUUUUGCUUUCCAUAUUUACUUUUCAAAUUAUCCAUAAUAAAAAUAACAUCAGCGCACUGCGUCCCAGUGACCAGCACUCAUCUCGUUUUACCCUUCUGUUGUAUUACACCCAUACAACAAAUCUAUUCAAUAUUCAAGUGUGCCUUGCAAAUGUAUCAAUAAAAACCAUCCAAAAAUGUGUGAUAUAGGUUAGCCGGUUGUUAAAACGAUGUUUUUAAUUCCAUGUAAUUAUUUUUGUUUGUUUUUGUUUUCUUUUGGUACUUCAACAUUUCUCAUUACCGUACUGGAAGGUGUCAGUAUGGAAGGUGUCAGUAUGGAAGGUGCCAGUAUGGUAGGUGUCAGUAUGGAAGGUGUCAGUAUGGAAGGUGUCAGUAUGGAAGGUUUCUGUAUGGAAGGUUUCUGUAUGGAAGGUUUCAGUAUGGAAGUUGCCAGUAUGGUAGGAGUCAGUAUGGAAGGUGCCAGUAUGGUAGUUGUCAGUAUGGAAGGUGUCGGUAUGGAAGGUGUCAGUAUGGAAGGUGCCAGUAUGGAAGGUGUCGUUAUGGAAGGUGUCGGUAUCGAAGGUGCCAGUAUGGAAGGCGUCAGUAUGGAAGGUGCCAGUAAUGGAAGGUGUCAGUAUGGAAGAUGUCAGCAUGGUGCCAAGAAAGCGCCAUGA
Molecule: messenger RNA, 1210 nt
Organism: Lymnaea stagnalis (great pond snail)
Lineage: Eukaryota; Metazoa; Mollusca; Gastropoda; Lymnaeidae
Source: the annotation of a GenBank genome assembly